AUGAAGCUGCCCCCGCUGGUGGCGCAGCUGUCUGGCAGGUUCCAGUGGGUCUUCCACCUGGGGCAGCAGGUGGUGCUGGACUCUGAUGCCUACCUGCUGCACGUGCAGGAGCGGCUGCUGAAGCAGUCCCCUGGCGGCUGGAAGCGCAGCUUCUUCAUGCCGGCGUCUGCAGACACAGGCGUAAUCAAGUUCAGGUCCUGGUUCGAUGAGGUGGGCGGCGGCGCAGUCCAGUGGCCCGCGGGCAUGUCCACCAGCUUGGGCCCCACCCUGCCGCGGGAAGUCGUCAUGGACAGGUAUUCCCAGCACGUCAAGUCCUGCAAGUCCUGCCGCAGCGCAGUCACCUGGAUAGAGCGCCUCCAGGCCGCCUGCACCGCCCUCGCCGCCGUCGCCGCGCCCAUCGGCGUGUGGACGUUGCUGCUGCAGGCCGCCGCCAGGACUGCCCUGGGGCAGCAGGCGGCUGUCGUGCCUGCUGCGGCGGGCGCCCUGGGGGCCGCGCUCGGGUGGCCCAUGAUCCUUGUGGCUGCGGCGGCGCUGUUCGCGCGCCACAAGCUGCAGGGGCUCUGGCGCAAGUUCCACUUCACUGACUACGUACACGCUGACGUGGAGUGA
Molecule: messenger RNA, 609 nt
Organism: Monoraphidium neglectum
Lineage: Eukaryota; Viridiplantae; Chlorophyta; Chlorophyceae; Sphaeropleales; Selenastraceae
Exons: 4
Coding region: 1-609 (202 amino acids)
Source: RefSeq, a predicted model, not a curated record